ACAUUUAUUAGUUCUACCUAGUGGUGCCCAUCAAAACAAAAGUGCUCAAGUUCUAAGAAAAGUUGCAACUAAUGAAGAUCGCUAUUUGUUUGCUAGUUUUACUGGCAUCGGGUCACUCCAAAGAAGACAAUGAAGAUAAUAUCAAGACUGUUUUUGAUAAUUUGCUCGAGGAAGAAGAUAUCUCCCUGAGUGAUGAGGUUUACGAAUACAGACUGGCAGCUUUUACCCUGGCCUACUGGUCCAUGGAAGAUAGAGAGAAGGCCUCAUUAGAACUAAUGUACGACGAUGAAGAAGUGCACAAACAAAACGGAGCAAAGCUGAUCAAAGACCUCCCCUUCAACGAGGAACUGCAAAAAAGAAGCGACAUUCACCUGAAGAAAAAAUCAACACCAAGGUUCUGGGACGGCAGGUAUGCUGAAGGUGCCAAAACGAGCCGUAGAAUCAUCAAUCCGGCUGUAAGUCAGGGUACCUGUGGAAACUGCUACUUGCACGUGUUUGUAGCUGCUCUGGAGUUAGCGUACGUCAAGGCUACUGGUAAGAAAGUGAAGUUUAGCGCGCAGGAGAUGACUGAUUGCUAUGAGAAUGGGUGUGAGGGUGGAGAUUACAGGAUGGUUUCAAUUUUCAUGAGUUACUUGGAUAAGUUGAGUCUUAGAGGAAACUAUGGACAAUACUUGGAUGGUCAGCAUACUUGCAGGGCAGAUAACACCCCUGACGCUCUUAAAAGUAUUAAGGUGAAAGAUUACAUCAACGUGACCCCAGACACAGUUGAAGCAGCAAUAGUGCAGUAUGGAAGUGUGAUGACGUGUAUGGCGUGGGGUGAAAAGCCUGAGGAUCCUUGUCAUAUGACAGCCUACGGAGGAGGAUGGUACAAAGGACCCACAACACCUGAAGAACAAGAGCAAGUGAAGAAUGGAUGUGUCCACGCUGUACUCAUCGUGGGAUACACUCCUUGGUACUACAUUGUAAGAAACAGUCACGGAAAAACUUGGGGGAAAAAUGGAUAUUUCACCAUUAAGCGUGGGAACACGUGCGGUAUUGAAACCAAUAUGGCAGCGCUCGUUACUGAAGUUAGGGAUGACGAGAAAACCAGUAUUAUCAAAGAAACAGGGUGUCCUGCUGAUAAACCGACUCUUUGUGAGGGUACGAACAUUUGCACUGCAGAAACCACAUGUUUGAAUACUGAGAGUGAGGAGAAUGAGGUGCUUUUGGCCAAAAAAAGAGCUGUUGAAGCCAACAGAAGAUUACGAAAAGUCAAACGAUCUAAUGAUGAAGAGAAGAUCAACAUCUCUAAACGAUGUUCCGAUAAAUUAUCCCAAUGCGCUGUGAUCGCUAGUAGAGGUCACGAUGUGUGCAGUGCUCGGUAUGCUCGAUUUUGCGAGCAGACGUGCGAUCUUUGCGCAGAGAAUGAAGCUCCUCCGGUCGAAGAAACUAAAGAAACUGUAGGGAAAUGUAUCAGACCUACUAUUGAACAUGGUACAGUAUACAACAACGAAGUUAUGAACCCUGGAGAAAAAGUUAACGUGAAAUGUGACUCAGGCUACACUUUAACAGGAGUUCAAGCUGAGUGCUUGAUUGAGGACAUAUUCACAAACGAUGUCAAAGAUGCUAGGUUGAUGCCAGAAUGUGUCAAGUUGGGAUCGAACGCAUUAGUAGGAAAUGGGGAGUCUUACAUUGGAAACAGGAAUUAUUACAGCAUACGUGGUACUGGUCAAAACUUCGAAUGUGGCAGCUGGAACCGGGAUGUGUUGCGUGGAGUCCUCACAAAUGACAAAGAUGCACUCAGGCUCAAAUUAGGCAAUCACAAUUAUUGCAGAAAUCCAGACGGAAUUGAGCCAGUUCCAUUCUGUAUAGGAGCAACCAGUGGAAUAGGAAAAAUACAAUACUGUUUCAACCACGCGGGUUGUGAUACUUGUGAUGGGGUUACAGACGAGUAUGAUGCUCAGUACUGUCAGGGCCAGGCCAAGUUAGGGUACUGUUUGUACUCAGACAAGAGCACCGCAGCUCGUGUCACAUACGUACAAGAAAAGUGUCAAGCUACCUGUUGUCAUCUUGCUGGUUGCAUCUAGGUUCACCGUGUUCACUUCAUCUUGAGAACUACUUAUAGAUGUAAUAGUGAGGAGGUGAACUGUAUUGGUGACAGUAAAUUUGGGUUUUAAUUGGACAAUGCUGGAGGCUGGCUGGUUAAUUGCUGUCGAAUGAAAGAAGAAUAUGGUUCACCUUUCCACCAGUAUUUAAUUUUAUACUAGACUGAGUCUAGUAGAAUUUAGGACCGAGCGAACUUAUAGGUAGAGUAUUUUGAGUAAAUUUGUGGGCUGGAUUUUCGGAGUAUUGACUACUAGUUAAAUUUUAUUGAUCGUUUUUGGCUUUUGGAGUGUUAUCAUAUUAUUUGAUAUUCGAGAGAAUGUUUGCCAGACCUGAUUGAUGAUGUAGUUAAUGACAAGUUUUGACUUUUGAGGACAGGGUUUUAACAGGUGUUACUCAGAAAUAAUUAGAAAUUAUUGUUGAUUGUGUUUAACUUAUCGCUAUGAAAAGAGCCGUUUAAAUGUUAUUCGAAGUAGCGCAAAUGUUUGUUGACUUCUUGGACCUCUAACAAUGAACACCACAUUUUAAUGUACCAACAAUUAACAAAACAUUAACUAAAGUUACAUUACAUUAACUAAAGUUACAUAUUUUUCUUGAUUAAAGUCAAUAUAAUAUGCUAAUUCAUGCUGAAUCUUAGUUCGUAUUAGAAAACCCUGAUUUCCAAAAUACGAUACGUCGAUCAUUGUAAUAAAUGAUUAAAUCUCUUACUAACUAAUUUUUCCUAAAAUUAGAUAUCAGAGAUUCAUCAGUAACAAUAAAGUAUAAAAUCAAUUAUUAAUGUAAUGUGGAGCGUUGAAGUAUUUACCAAAUCUCCAGGAAAUGGACUCAGUGUAUGACGUCCCC
Bolinopsis microptera is the source of this 2925-nucleotide messenger RNA. RefSeq lists its product as uncharacterized. The record is from RefSeq and is a predicted model, not a curated record. The transcript is spliced from 18 exons. Gene Ontology annotation, cellular component: lysosome. Gene Ontology annotation, molecular function: cysteine-type endopeptidase activity. The coding region runs from base 72 to 2066 and encodes 664 amino acids. Lineage: Eukaryota; Metazoa; Ctenophora; Tentaculata; Lobata; Bolinopsidae.